AUGCCCACAAAAAAGAAAAAAACGUCUCAAAGAGCAGAGAAAGAAACCAAAGAUGCGGAUGACGACGACUCGGAGGAUCAGGAACCCGAGCAGAAGAAGAAAGGCAAGCAGGUAGGUGAAUCAAAGAAUGCUAGAGAAAAGAAGAAGGGCAGUGAUGAAGAAGAAGACUCUGAUGCAAGAGGAGGGCAAGUAAAGAGCACCAAGAAUAAGAAAAAGGUUAAGAGUACAAAAGAAAAGGCCAAAGAAGAGAGUGAGGCUGAGCUGAGCAGCGAGGACAACAACAAUGAGCCAAAAGGUAAAAAGAAAGGAGAGAAACUCCCUGAUGUGAUCGAAGCCACCAGGAAACCCUCAAAGAAAUCCUCCGUCAAAGACAAGAUGGGAAAGAAGAAGAAGAAAGGUUCAGUGAAGGGCGACAGCGACGAAGACACCAAGAAGACAAAAGGCAAAAAGAAAAAGAUUGAGAACUAUGCUGAAAUUUAUGAGAAAGAACUUCGUAGCUACGAGCCCGAACGCCUGGAGGAUUACGAGGACGAGUACCACAAAAAGAAAGUUUAUGAGGUGGUGACCAUCACUGGAGAUGAGAGAGGAGCAGGAACGGACGCCAAUGUGUUCAUCACUCUCUUUGGAGAUUAUGGCAUCACACCUAAAAUUCACUUGGCCAGCAACACAGAAAAGAAGAGUCGAACGGCGUUUGAGAGAGCCAAAACAGACGUUUUCAGAAUCAGAACUCACAAUGUGGGACCCCUGAAAAAGAUAAGGAUUGAACACGACAGCACCGGCUUGAGUGCGAGCUGGUUCCUGGACCGAGUCGUCAUCACAGAUGUGAUCCGACCUCACUUGAGGUUCUACUUUGCUUGUAACAACUGGCUCAGUCGAGAGGAAGGAGAUGGUCUGUGUGCUCGAGACCUGCUGGCCACCAUGGACCCCAUGGACAUGCCCAAAUAUAAUAAAUAUGCAGUGAGUGUUUUCACUGCUGACAUGAAAGGAAGCGGCACCGACGCAGACGUUUUCAUCAACAUCUUUGGGGAAUUUGGGGAUACAGGGGAGAGGCGGCUUGACAGCGACAAAAACAACUUUGAAAAAGGCACAGAGGACAAGUUCACCUUUGAUGCACCAAAUUUGGGAAAAAUUAGGAAGAUAACCAUCGGCCAUAAUAACAAAGGCUCAUCAGCAGGAUGGUUUGUGGAAAAGGUGGUUUUGGAUGACAUGGGAAACAAAGUGGUGUACGAAUUUCCCAUUGAACGAUGGUUUGCUCUGGACGAGGAUGAUGGGAAGAUUCAGAGGGACUGCUUGGUUGGAGGAAAUCAGCCAACAGGUAUCGUGUACAACGUGCAGAUUGUGACAGGAAACAUCCGAGGAGCAGGGACCAACUCCAAAAUCCACAUAGUGAUGCAUGGUACCAAAGGUCUAAAGAACAGCGGCAAGGUAUUUUUGGAAGGAGGGAAGUUUGAGCGAAGUCUGACGGACAUCUUUAACGUUGAGAUCGCCGCGCUCCUUAGUCCCCUCAGCAGAGUUACGAUCGGACACGAUAACGAUGGAGUAAACGCUGGGUGGUACUGCGAGAAGGUGGUUGUGUACUGUUCAUUCACAGGGAUAGAGCAGACCUUCCCCUGUGGGAAAUGGCUGGAUGAGAAGGAAGGAGACGGGCUGAUAGAAAGAGAGCUGUAUGAGAUGGUGUCACUCAGACACCGGAGACAGAAGAAACACCCCUGGUCUCUUUGGAUCUGGACGUCAGACCUGCCCGGAGCAGGAACCGAUGCAGACAUCUCCUUUCAGGUGUAUGGAGACAAGGGCAAGUCGGAUGAGAUGAGGCUGGACAAUAAAUCUGACAACUUUGAACAGGGGCAGACUGAUAAAUUUAUGGUAAGUAUUAUAUAAUUUUACAAAACAUACAUUUAAAAGAGCAAAAAGUAAGAAUUGUACAGUGAAAUAAUCACAAAACAGUCCAAUGUCUCAAUCAUGUUGGAAGGAAGGUUAUACUGAAAAAGGUUUCCUUCUCAACCAGCUAGGAGGGGUUUCAGUUUUUCAACUUUAGAAAAAAAACAAAAGGGGGACAAAGUAGCUGCGGCGUUUGUAAUUCAACACUAACCAGGACAAAGCUCCAGAGCUGUUUAAAAAAAAAGGCUGUAAACUGACUAUGGUCGACCCAUAAGUAAUUUCUUGUACCCCUAAGAUUCUUUUUGCUUUACUCUACUAUCUGGUGAAAGCUACAAAAUAGCACUGAGCUAACAAUGCUAACAGUGAUUUAGAAACAAAUGGUCAGCUCUGGAAAUAUCCCAAACUUUUUACCAACAACUCGAUAUCACAGUGAAAUGUGUGGGAAGUGGAUGUUGAGUCAAUCGUGGUGUUUUACUUCCUUUAUAAGGCGUUCGGAACAUCAACAUAUAAAUAUUGGACAAUGGGUUUCCAUGGGCUCCAAUAACACAUUUUUGAAGAUAAAUGGGAGGUGGCCACCACCGCCAUUUUGACCGUGUCACAGGUUCCGUCAAACCCAGACAAUUCCACAAAAGGGAAGAGAGGUGGAGCUGAGGGUGGGGCUGUAAGGCUGGGAUCAACUGACGACACCCGGUCGAACUAGCUACAAGCUAACCCGAAGCUAAUCCAAAGCUAAUGCGGAGGUGGGAGCUAAGCUAACGGAGGUAGCAACCUAGCUACAACCGGAGUUACCUGUGCACAACACCAGAGCUUCUGAGUAAGAGAUACGCCAGGCUGACCGCUGGGUAAAACAGGGUGGAACACAGAGGUCUCCGAGAGCUCCACAAGCCGGCAGCCGCACAGCAGACAAGCGCCGCUGCGAUCUGAGAUGCGCAGAGCAGCCACUGGGGAGAACCGGGUGGAAAGGUUUCCAUCCCAGAGCUCCACAAGCCGGCAGCCCGUGCAGCAGUCAGGAGCCGCGAUCAGACAGAGAUGCGCCGAGCUGCGGGGAGGGGAGAAACG
Messenger RNA from Nothobranchius furzeri (turquoise killifish), 2937 nucleotides. The record is from RefSeq and is a predicted model, not a curated record. NCBI's taxonomy places the organism in Eukaryota, Metazoa, Chordata, Actinopteri, Cyprinodontiformes, Nothobranchiidae.